Molecule: messenger RNA, 5694 nt
Organism: Triplophysa dalaica
Lineage: Eukaryota; Metazoa; Chordata; Actinopteri; Cypriniformes; Nemacheilidae
Product: lactase/phlorizin hydrolase-like
Exons: 17
Coding region: 1-5694 (1897 amino acids)
Biological process (GO): carbohydrate metabolic process
Molecular function (GO): beta-glucosidase activity
Source: RefSeq, a predicted model, not a curated record
AUGAAGCACAUACAGGGCUUGUUUUCUCUUGCUCUCUCGGCUGUGUUGUUGUGUUACAGUAAUGCAGAACAACAAGAGUUCAUGUUACUUGCAGGUCCUUUAACCGCCGACCUCGAGGCCGAUUUGGGAGCUUCAGUUUUUGACUGCAGGAGAGUACUGCCAUUGCAAUCCAGAGAACAUUUCCAGGAUCUCCAGAGGAGAGGGGUAAACCGCUUUAAAGUUCCCCUCUCCUGGUCCCACGUUCUUCCAACAGGUGACCCCAACCAGCCUCAUGAAGACACCGUGACGUGCUACAAGACGCUCGUGAAGCAACUGACUGAAUCAGGCAUCAAACCUCUGUUGGUCCUCCACCGCUCCACAGUUCCUGAACGUUAUCGAAGCAGACAUGGAGGCUGGGAGAAUCCAUUAGUGGUGCAGAUGUUUGAGCAAUAUGUUGGAUUUGCAUUCGACACGUUUAAAGACCUGGUGGACACGUUUAUCACUUUCAGUCACCUGCAUGAACUUCACGAUGAAGAACUUCGAAAUGCUCUCCAGGCCCAUGCAAACAUAUACAAACUCUAUCAUCCAAAGUUCAAAGGGAUCCAUUUGUCUCUCGGGAUCAGAGCCGCUGAUGUCUCCUCCAUUCAUCAACUUGGGUCAAAAAACAUGGUGUAUAUGGAUUUCCUCUCAGUGCAUAUGCCUUACAACUGCAAAUUGCAAAGUCUGGCCGAGAACUUGCAGGCAUUGCAGACUGCGAGUGGUCAGCGCUCCAUUCUUAUAUAUGAGUUGACCAAUAAGGACUGCGAUGAAAAUGAAAAUAAUUUCCAGCCUCUUAUCAGUCUUCUUGGAGUUUUACAGCACAAAGAUCUUCACAUCAGGGGCUGUGACAUCACACAACUUUUUGGAAAUUUAGAUCAAGAACAAACACUCAAAGGGUAUCAAUCAUACACAAAUAUUUGCAAACACACACAUACAGUCAAAUAUAUUUCAUACCAGAAGGUGUGGGAGAAGUUCAAAACUCAAAGUGAAGCGGUGCGAGAUCAGUUCCUCAAUGGCUCAUUCCCUGCUGGUUUUCAGUGGUCUGUCUCCAGUGAGAGUUUCAAAGUAGAGGGCGGCUGGUCUGAAUUUGGGAAGGGUGAGACCAUAUGGGAUCGGUUUAGCCAUGAAGAUCACGUGUUUGGCAACCAGACCACCGAUUUGGCCUGUGACAGCUAUCACAAGGUGGACUAUGAUGUGUAUCUGCUUCGGGGUAUGCAGGCCCCACAUUACCAGUUCUCAAUAUCCUGGGCUCGCAUUUUCCCUAAUGGACGCAAGGAAAGUUUGGUCGAAAAAGGGGCGUUGUAUUAUGACAAUAUGAUUAACAAGCUUUUACAAUCGGGCAUAGAACCAACCGUUACCCUAUAUCAUUGGGAUCUUCCUCAAGCUCUGCAGGAACAAGGAGGCUGGACCAAUGAAUCCAUCGUGGAAGCUUUCAAAGAAUUUGCAGACUUUUGUUUCUCUCGAUAUGGAGCUAGAGUAAAAACAUGGAAUACAUUUGGCAUCCCUUGGGUUGUGAGUAACUUUGGGUAUGGAACAGGAGAACAUCCUCCGAGUAUCAAAGACCCAGUAAUAGCUUCAUACCAGGUUACACACAAUAUUCUGAAAUCUCAUGCUGAAGCCUGGCACACCUAUAAUGAUAAAUACAGAAACACGCAGAAUGGAAAAGUUGGCAUCGCGCUUUACUCUGAAUGGACGGAGCCAAAAAAUCCUUCAAGUUCACAGGAUAGUGCAGCAGCCGUGCGCUAUUUAAACUUCAUGCUGGGCUGGUUCGCUCACCCCAUAUUUGUAAAUGGAGACUAUUCAGCAGUUCUUAAAGAUAAAAUUAAGAAUAAAAACAAUCUUUGUGGCAAAGAACUAGCAAGACUCCCUGUUUUUACUGAUGUGGAGAUGAAACGAAUUCAAGGCACAGCUGAUUUCUUUGGGCUUAACCACUACACUACCCGACUGAUAAGUGAGGUGGUAGGUAGUUGUGAUCCUGGACUUAAUAAUGUGGGGGAUUUUAAGGUAGAUGUUGACCCCACCUGGCCCAACACGUCUUCUGAUCACAUCCAUUCUGUUCCCUGGGGGCUACGCCGUUUGUUAAACUACAUCUCUGUAGAGUACACAUCCAUCACAAAGGUGCCCAUCUACAUCACAGGGAAUGGCAUGCCCACUGAGUACAGCGGUGAUGUGUUCGACGACACCCAGCGUGUUGACUUCCUCAAAGCUUACAUUAAUGAGGCAAUGAAAGCUGUGCAGAUAGAUGAAGUGAACGUCCAAAGGUUCACAGUGCAGUCCCUAAUGGAUGGAUUUGAGGGCCCUCAGGGCUACAGUCAACGGUUUGGCUUGCACUACGUGAAUUUUGAAGAUCCUGAUAGGCCGAGAACUCCCAAAUCAUCAGCAUAUUACUACUCAAAGCUAAUUGAGAGAAAUGGAUUCGCAGAAACUCAUUCAAAACCUGCAGCGCAAAUCUAUGGCAAUGAAAUGGAGAACUCAAGGCUUCCCGCUCUGCCACCAUCUGAAGUUCCUUCAACAUCCAAAGUGGUUUGGGAAAAAUUCUCUCCCCAGACAAAGUUUGAGAGACAGCUCUAUCACUAUGGAUCAUUUCCGGAAGACUUCCAGUGGGGCGUGUCAUCUUCAGCUUAUCAGAUUGAAGGCGGCUGGAACGCAGAUGGAAAGGGAGCUAGCGUGUGGGACACGUUUACUCAAAAACCUGGUAGUAUCCCAAACAAUGACAACGGAGACGUGGCUUGUGACAGUUAUAAUAAAAUCGAUGAGGAUCUAUACAUGUUAAAAGCUUUACAAAUUAAAAAUUAUAGAUUUUCAAUUUCAUGGUCUCGAAUCUUUCCGAAAGGUUCUACAUCUUUUCUUAAUCAGAAGGCCAUGGAUUACUACAAUAGGCUUAUAGAUGGCCUCGUAGCGAAUAAUAUCCAACCCAUGGUCACUCUUUACAACUGGGAUCUACCACAAGCUUUACAAGACAUCAGCGGCUGGGAAAACCCUGAUAUGAUGAACAUUUUCAAUGAGUAUUGUGACUUCUGCUUUGCAACUUUUGGGGACAGGGUGAAGUUUUGGAUCACGUUAAAUGAACCCCACACAAUUGCAUGGUCUGGAUACGGACUGGGCCUGAUUCCACCCAACAUCAAGCAUCCUGGAGAUGCUCCGUACAGGGUUGCGCACAACCUUCUAAAAGCUCAUGCGAAAGCGUAUCACACCUAUGACGAUAAAUACAGAGCGACUCAAAAAGGGCUGGUGUCCAUUAGUCUGAAUGCCGAAUGGGUGGAACCUAAAGAUGUCACCGUCCUCCGAGAGGUGGAGGCUGCUGAUCGAGCCCUCCAAUUCCAGUUGGGCUGGUUCGCACAUCCCAUCUUUAAGAACGGCGACUAUCCCGAUGCCAUGAAGUGGCAGGUUAGCAACAAGACCGAACUCCAAGGCUCGAAAGGCUCUCGCUUGCCAACUUUUACAGAUGAAGACAAAGCCUACAUCCAAGGCACAGCUGACGUAUUCUGUAUUAAUACGUACACGACCAAAGUCGUACGUCAUGCGACGAUCAGCCUGUCUCCUGCCAGUUAUCAGAACGAUCAGGAUGUUAUUAAGCAAGAGGCAGAUGGAGCUCUAGAUACGGCUGUUCAAGAUCAGAAAGCUGUAAGUUGGGGGCUCAGGAGACUUUUGAACUGGAUAAAGGAGGAAUAUGGAGAUCCUGAGGUUUACAUCACAGAAAAUGGUGUGUCAACGAGCAAUGCUUUUACGACAGAUGACACAGAUAGAAUAUUCUCAUUGAAGACAUACAUUGAUGAAGCUCUCAAAGCACACAACCUGGAUGGAGUGCGUCUGAAGGGAUACGUCGCUAGCCCUCUAAUGGACUCUUUUGAGUGGUUGAAUGGCUACAACGUCGGCUAUGGACUUAACUACGUGGACUUCAAGCACCCAAGUCGACCGAGAACUCCAAAACGCUCGGCUCACCUCUAUUUUGAUAUCAUGAGAAAUAAUGGCUUUCCAAUGACAGAGGAGGAGAGAAUCAUACAUGGACAUUUUAAGGAAGGGUUUGUCUGGAGCACAGCAACAGCCGCUUAUCAGAUAGAGGGAGCCUGGAGAGCGGACGGGAAAGGUCUCAGCAUCUGGGACCAAUACACACAUACUCCGUCAAAUAUCGCAAACGAUGCAAACGGUGACAUCGCCUGCAACAGCUAUACUAAGAUCGAUGAAGACGUCAACCUUAUCAAAAUGAUGAAGGUCAAAAAUUACAGAUUCUCAAUUUCAUGGCCCAGGAUUCUUCCUGAUGGAACAAACAGUAAAAUUAAUGAAGCUGGACUCAACUAUUAUCAUAGACUUGUGGAUGCACUUUUGGCGGCCGAUAUCCAACCACAGGCGACUCUGUACCAUUGGGAUCUACCUCAAGCCCUUGAGGAUGUUGGAGGCUGGCAGAAUGAAACGGUUGUUAGUAGAUUUAGGGACUAUGCUGAUAUUAUAUUUAACAGUCUGGGACACAAAAUCAAGUUCUGGAUGACUUUAAAUGAACCCCUCAACGUUGCGCUGAAUGGAUAUGGUUUCGGAGCUGCAGCACCAGGUAUAUCUUUACCCGCCACGGCACCUUAUAUUGUGGCGCACAACCUCCUGAAGGCUCACGCGGAGGCCUGGCACCUGUAUGAUGAGAAGUACCGUGCAACACAAGGGGGCGUUAUUGGCAUGACUGUGAACUCUGACUGGGCUCAACCAAGAAAUCCGUACAAACAAGAAGACGUGGAUGCUGCCAGACGCACCAUUCAGUUCCAGAUUGGCUGGUUCGCUCAUCCAGUUUUUAAUGGAGAUUAUAGUGAUGUAAUGAAGGAUAGAAUUCGAGAGAGAAGCUUGAUAGGUGGUUUACCUAAAUCGAGGCUUCCAGAAUUUACCCAAGCCGAAAUAGAGCGAAUUAAGGGCACUCAUGAUUAUUUUGGAUUCAACCACUACACCACGGUCUUGGCCUUUAAUGUGGACUACGGUGACCUUCAACACUAUGAUGCAGACAGAGGGUCAGCAGUUAUUUCUGAUCGCACAUGGCUGGAAUCUGGGUCCUUCUGGUUGAAAGUUAACCCUCCGGGAUUCCGAAAGAUUUUGAAUUUCAUAAAGGAGGAAUACGGAAACCCUCCAGUAUACAUAACUGAGAAUGGAGUGUCAGAAAGAGGUCCGGUGAAUUUGAAUGAUAUCUCACGUAUCCACUACUAUGAAAAUUACAUCAAUCAGGUGCUGAAAGCGUAUCUGCUGGAUGGAGUGGACAUGCGUGGCUAUGCGGCCUGGUCCCUGAUGGACAACCUGGAAUGGGGUGCAGGCUAUGACGAAACAUUUGGCCUUUUCUACGUAAAUCGUUCAGAUCCCAAUUUACCACGAAUUCCUAAAAAAUCUGUCUGGCACUACGCUACACUUGUCAGCUGCAAUGGCUUCGUAAACCCAACGGAAGGUCCUCAUGAAUGUGAGGUUCAUGAUCCUGAAGAUGGCAACACAGGUGCGACGACUCCUCCUCCUCCUGUCGGGAAGCUGUCUGUGAAUUUCUUGGGUUUGGACGUACCGGGUCCGGAUGCUGAAGUGGCUCUCAAUGCUCUUUUUAGUCUCACUAUUAUUGGUGUGGUCGGUGUUGUGAUCUUACUGUUAGGAGUUGUCAAGGCAGCCAAGAAAACAAAACGUCCUAAAGGGGAGGACAUUGCUCUUGAGAGACAAUUUUGA